UCUACAUCUGUCGGUUCCUCGACACAACAUCGGGCAUGAAGUUAACUGCGUGGAGUUUUGUGUCGUGCAUCCUGACAGUCGUCUUUUUCUUGGCGGUUGCCACGUCCGCGUAUCCUGCUAGCAAUCCAGAGAUAAUGUAUAACUUGCAGGCGAUCGAGAAUAUGCGACAAAUCCCGCAGUGGCACUGCCUCCGCUAUAGAAAAUUCGAUCUCGUUCGCCGCUGUCGGAAUUACCGUUUAGGGAGGAAACACUGACAAAUACAAAAUCAUCGCAAUCCCGGAUGGACAACGACGACAAACAAAUCACUAUAUUUCAAGUUCCAUCGACCAGCUGUUCUCAAUGUUUUGCUGCACAUGUUCAAACUUAUAUAAAAACGAGAUAAGAUGUAUAACGAAUCAUAAUAACAUCUCUAUGACAAACUUGUAAAUUACUUGUGAACUCAGUUGAUAAAUGGAGCAAUAUCACUUACAUAGAUUCUGAUCUAAUCCUUCGUAUUUUGUCAUUUACUUCAAGACUGUAUCUCCAAGAUUUCGAAAUUCAUCUUAAACUUUCACGUUGCACGAAUUAGAGA
Molecule: messenger RNA, 571 nt
Organism: Frieseomelitta varia
Lineage: Eukaryota; Metazoa; Arthropoda; Insecta; Hymenoptera; Apidae
Exons: 2
Coding region: 36-254 (72 amino acids)
Source: RefSeq, a predicted model, not a curated record